This is a messenger RNA of Tilletiaria anomala UBC 951, 670 nucleotides long. RefSeq lists its product as uncharacterized. The coding region runs from base 165 to 599 and encodes 144 amino acids. The record is from RefSeq and is a predicted model, not a curated record. NCBI's taxonomy places the organism in Eukaryota, Fungi, Basidiomycota, Exobasidiomycetes, Georgefischeriales, Tilletiariaceae. The transcript has a single exon.
CUCAGGCCGCCUGAUCGCGUACAUGCACGCACGGACCACUGAAACCAUCAACGACGAUACCCAUCUUCCGCCUCGCUCCUCGCACCCGACCCCACCUGGUCACAAAACCCGGACACCUUAGAUGUAUUGUGCAGCCUGGCCCCAAUUGACCCCCUCCUUUCAUCAUGGCCGGACGGAGACGACCGCUGCCUCACAAGUUAGCCUCGUAUUUCAAUCCACGGCCAUUUCACAACCAUCACAUAUGUGCCCGCUCCUGCCAGCACAGAUGUUGCGCCAUCCCCUGUGGACUCGGCGCAAACCAACGCGACGACUUGCGGGCAAAGGCGAUCCGGACUGAUGAGGGGAACGCACAUCGUAGAGAGAGACACGAUCUCGCUUUUUGUCUUGUUUUCUUCGCCUUUCCAUGCGCCUGUAAUUUUACAGCUAUAGUCGGCCCACUGUGUAGCCCAAGUGUAAAUACCACUCCGUGCACCAUUGCAACAAGAGCUCAUAUUCUCAUCAUCCCCUCAUCUAUCUCAUACCUUCCUUCUCACUGUUCGUGCCUGCUCCUGUAUUUGCUCGCUACUACCUUCUAUAUUAUGCUGGUCUACACACUUUGACCUCCUUUGCCGCAUCGGCACUCGGCCAGCCACUCCAUUCCCUAUUAUCUGCUGCGACGCUGCCAGCUGAC